Molecule: messenger RNA, 1168 nt
Organism: Suillus fuscotomentosus
Lineage: Eukaryota; Fungi; Basidiomycota; Agaricomycetes; Boletales; Suillaceae
Exons: 9
Coding region: 112-1011 (299 amino acids)
Cellular component (GO): plasma membrane
Source: RefSeq, a predicted model, not a curated record
CUUGCACCACUUUGAAACUGUGCAAUUGUCACAAGUUGCACAGCUAUAAUUCGGCUCUCGUGAGUCCCGCAGCAGCUCUACUUCUGCCAUCUCGCACAUCAUUCAUCUACCAUGUCUCAAUACAGAGACCCGUAUUCUGAGCAGCAACAAGACAGUCACAACCAGCAGUAUGGUGAUGCAUCAUACGAUACCAGGCAACCGCACCAGGCGUACGACCAAGGCGGCUAUGAUCCCCAGACAAUGGGCGAGUACAGAGACGACCCCAAUGCGAACCCACAAGUUGCCGCUACAUCGUAUGCUCCAGCAGCACAGGAAAUGAACCCUUAUGAGCAGCCAAACUAUGCGAAAAAAAAUGGACGCCAAUCUCAGGAUUUCAAGACCUGGAGAGGUGAGAACACUGCUGGUCUAUGGACAAGGGGCAGCCGAGUUAGCUGCAUAGGGAGGUUCUGCUGUUGCACAAUGAUGAUUGCUGUCUUUCUCAUUGUCAGCAUACUGCUUGCACUGCUUAUGUGGGUCCGUCCUCCGGAUGCUAUUGUUGGUAAUGUAGGGCCGUCUACCACUCAAAAUGCGGUUCAGCUGAACUCGGGAAGCAUUACCGUUAACCUGGGCGUUAAUCUAACCGUUGUCAACCCAAAUUACUUCGGCGUAUCUUUCAAGUCCAUAAACGUAGAUGCAUAUUACCCCAUCAACAAUACUCUUGUCGGAACUGGCCAGGAAACUGACAUCACCUUCAAUUCUAACUCGCAAACCAACUUCACCUUCCCAUUUUCGCUGGAAUUCAGUACAAACAUGACUUCAAGCACACAAAUCUUAACUGAUCUCGCUACAAAAUGUGGUGUAGGUGGUGGAGCAGUGCAAGAUAUUACAAUCGAUCUUGACAUCACGGUUGGAUUACGCGUCUUAUUUUUCGUGGUUUACCCGGUGGUGAGCAUUCCCGCCAGUUUCGCAUGCCCGAUAUCUGCUUCAGACAUUUCGAGUUUGAUUCCAUCUCUUACUUCAUUGAUACCGUGAUUUUACUGGACGAGAAUGUAGCUAUGCAUCCCAUUUUUGUAUCUCUUCUUGGACAUAGACUUACACGUAGUUACACCGACUUUGUUGCCAGUUUGUAUAAAGGAUGGUUAUUAUCUUACUAUUUGACGCUAGAUAGGUUUCUCGGCACCGUCACGCA